This is a messenger RNA of Dermacentor silvarum, 2643 nucleotides long. RefSeq names its product stress-70 protein, mitochondrial (gene Hsc70-5). Gene Ontology annotation, molecular function: misfolded protein binding; ATP hydrolysis activity; ATP-dependent protein folding chaperone. The transcript is spliced from 15 exons. The record is from RefSeq and is a predicted model, not a curated record. Gene Ontology annotation, biological process: cellular response to unfolded protein; protein refolding. The coding region runs from base 104 to 2161 and encodes 685 amino acids. Gene Ontology annotation, cellular component: cytoplasm; mitochondrion. NCBI's taxonomy places the organism in Eukaryota, Metazoa, Arthropoda, Arachnida, Ixodida, Ixodidae.
ACUUGCACCCUACGCGCACACGCACGUGUGGUAAGCUAGGAGCGGAGGUUUCUCUUGCCUACCGGUAUAAUUUGUGUAGAUUUUCAAAGCUGUAAUUGACAAAAUGCUUAACGCAGCAAGGAUAUCGUCCCGUUCAGUUCUAGGCUCUAACUCUGUGACGGAAUGUAUAUUACGUCGUAGCUUUGUCACCCUUUCUUCCAAGGACCACCUUGUAGAGAAGAAUGGUCAUGGUCAACAAGUUAGGAACAAGUCUGAUCAAGUUAAAGGUGCUGUUAUUGGCAUCGACUUGGGCACCACCAACUCUUGCGUGGCAGUCAUGGAGGGAAAGACUCCAAAGGUCAUUGAAAAUUCUGAGGGGUCACGGACGACACCGUCAGUAGUGGCAUUUACAGCUGAUGGAGAACGGCUAGUAGGCAUGCCAGCCAAGCGUCAGGCUGUGACCAAUGCUUCAAACACACUUUCAGCCACAAAGCGACUGAUUGGUAGAAAGUUUGAAGACCCUGAGGUCAAGAAAGACAUGCAAACCCAGUCUUAUAAAAUUGUGCGAGCUUCCAAUGGAGAUGCCUGGGUAGAGGCACAUGGAAAGAUGUACUCCCCUAGCCAGAUUGGUGCUUUUGUACUGAUGAAAAUGAAAGAAACAGCAGAGGGUUACUUGGGCCAUAGUGUCAAGAAUGCAGUCAUUACUGUCCCUGCAUACUUCAAUGACUCCCAACGGCAGGCAACCAAAGAUGCAGGCCAAAUUGCAGGCCUUAAUGUCCUUAGAGUUAUCAAUGAGCCAACUGCUGCAGCCUUGGCCUAUGGCAUGGACAAGACUGAUGACAAAAUCAUUGCUGUUUAUGACUUGGGAGGAGGCACUUUUGACAUCUCAGUGCUUGAAAUCCAAAAGGGUGUCUUUGAAGUGAAGUCAACUAAUGGUGACACAUUCCUUGGUGGAGAGGACUUCGAUAAUGCCCUUGUCAAGUUCUUUGUCCAAGAAUUCAAGCGUGAGCAAGGGAUUGACGUUACCAAGGAUAACAUGGCUAUGCAACGCUUGAAGGAGGCAGCUGAGAAAGCCAAAAUAGAGCUUUCAUCAUCAGUUCAGACGGACAUCAACCUACCCUACCUUACCAUGGACCAGUCUGGCCCCAAGCACAUGACACUGAAAUUGUCAAGGUCCAAGUUCGAAGGCCUUGUGGGAGACCUCAUUCGGCGGACUGUGGAUCCCUGUAAGAAGGCUAUGCAGGAUGGAGAGGUGAAGCGCACCGACAUUGGCGAAGUGUUGCUCGUUGGAGGCAUGACAAGGAUGCCAAAGGUUCAAGAAACAGUCCAGGAAAUCUUUGGAAAACAGCCAAGCAAAGCAGUGAAUCCUGAUGAAGCUGUUGCUGUAGGUGCUGCAAUUCAGGGUGGUGUCUUAGCUGGAGAUGUGACAGACGUCCUGCUGCUGGAUGUAACCCCACUUUCGCUUGGAAUUGAAACUUUGGGAGGCGUGUUCACUAAGCUAAUCAACCGAAACACAACCAUUCCUACUAAGAAGAGUCAGGUCUUCUCUACAGCUGCAGAUGGGCAGACACAGGUAGAAAUUAAGGUGCACCAAGGUGAACGUGAAAUGGCCUGUGACAACAAGCUUCUUGGCCAGUUCAGCUUGGUUGGGAUUCCACCAGCUCCUCGUGGAGUGCCUCAGAUAGAGGUUACAUUUGACAUUGAUGCCAACGGUAUUGUUCAUGUGUCAGCACGGGACAAGGGCACAGGCAAAGAGCAGCAAAUCGUCAUCCAAUCUUCUGGUGGCUUGAGCAAAGAGGAGAUAGAGAACAUGAUCAAGAAUGCAGAGCGUUAUGCUGAAGCUGACAGGCAGAAGAAAGAAACAGUUGAAGCUGUGAACCAGGCUGAGGGUAUCAUUCAUGACACCGAGUCAAAAAUGGAUGAGUUCAAGGAUCAGUUGCCUGAGGAAGAGUGCAACAAGUUGAAAGAAAAGAUCACCAAGGUACGAGAGAUACUUAGCAACAAAGACAAGGAAUCGGCCGAAUCUAUAAAGCAGGCAACAAAUGAUCUUCAACAAGCCUCUCUCAAACUUUUCGAAAUGGCCUAUAAGAAGAUGGCAUCAGAGAGGGCCAGUUCCGAGUCUUCAGGCUCCAGUGACAGUAGUAGCCAAGAGAAUGCUGAGAAGAAAGAAGAGAAGAACUGAACAGUGACUGUGACUCAGUGCAUAUUGUGGUGAAGCUGCCAUGAUGUGAAAGCAUCUCAUCAGUGAUAGGUUUAUUUCAUGAGUAUCAUAUGGAUCAUUGUAUCUUGAUUUCCAUGGUUACAAUGGCUUGUAUAAUAGGCUAGCAGCUCUUGGGCAUUGCACACUGUGGAAGGUAGACUUUCUGUAUGUUAGUGCUUGUGUUGAAAUUUUUUGUUUUACCUGGUGACUUUGCCAUUUUAUUGGAGCAUGACUGUACAGUAAGGAUAUUAGUGCCAGCUUUGUUGCUAUAUACAUGUGGCCAGAGGAAUCCUGUUAAUAUUUGUACUGUAGUGUUGUCAAAAACGCCAUUGCUCUAAUGGUAUCUUCUUUACUCCUUGGCCAUUUCUGCUGCAUGCCAGAGCAGCUUCAUUAACGAACUUUGAUUCGUAUUUGCAGUGCUGCCUUCUGACAUCCAAAUAAAAUUGUAUAUUAGUGUUGCUGCA